This is a messenger RNA of Eremomyces bilateralis CBS 781.70, 1521 nucleotides long. RefSeq names its product palmitoyltransferase swf1. The record is from RefSeq and is a predicted model, not a curated record. Gene Ontology annotation, molecular function: protein-cysteine S-palmitoyltransferase activity. Gene Ontology annotation, biological process: peptidyl-L-cysteine S-palmitoylation; protein targeting to membrane. Gene Ontology annotation, cellular component: Golgi apparatus; endoplasmic reticulum. The coding region runs from base 160 to 1410 and encodes 416 amino acids. Lineage: Eukaryota; Fungi; Ascomycota; Dothideomycetes; Eremomycetales; Eremomycetaceae. The transcript is spliced from 3 exons.
UCCAUAUAUGAUUUUACAAUCUGCAGGAACUUUCCAUGCCAUCCGAGAGCGCAUUAUAUAUAGUACGGAAUAGAUUUCCCAUGCUUUCCCAUUAUCCAUGAAGGGUCCGCUAGUGUAAUUCGCGCAUAGGCUCACCGCGGAGACUGGGCACGGCAGAAGAUGUCAGCCCUCCGCAAUAUUCUGAUAGCGAUCCUUACAAUUUCCUUUUUCACCUUCAUCGCGUUCUUUGGCAGGCUGCCGAUAUUCAGGAAUACACCAAUCGGUGCAUUACACCGAGUCAUCUGGAUCUACAUCCCGAAUGGUUUCAGCGCGAUCGACAGAUUAAUAUGUGGAGGGCGUCUUGGGUCACGUCUGUCUCGUACGGGGAAUUACCUGCUAUACGACAAACACCCAGGAAUUCUGAUCUUCUUCCUUGGGCUCGUUGGAAUCUGCUACAUCCUUUUUCUCCCCGCCGCAUGGCCUCACCUUUCUCUCGUCCACCACAUCCUCAUCACAAUCCUGAGCCCACAGCCCUUCCUUCUCACUUACCUCUGCGCCCGAUCGAACCCCCAACUCCAGAUCGACACCUCCAACCAUGCGGACCGCAUGCUCGACUAUCCCCUCGACUACGUGCUCUACCACCCCGGCCGAAAAUGCCGUACCUGCAAAUUCGAAAAGCCGGCGCGCAGCAAGCAUUGCAGCAUCUGCAAGACCUGCGUGGCGCGGUCGGAUCAUCAUUGCGUGUGGGUGAACAAUUGCGUGGGGAGGGGGAAUUAUAAGUACUUCUUGGCGCUACUGCUCAGCAUGGGCGUGGUGAUCAGCUACGGUGCAUAUCUUUCCUGGUAUGUCCUGCAACCGAUGAUCGUUACUGCUCGAGCGCGAUGGCGAGGGCGAGUGCGGGUGAAGAUCCCAGGACCACAAUCCAGGAUGGACCACAUGUUGGACGUCGUCUCGCGAUUUCUGGACACUUUGAACUUAGCGAUCAUGGUUGGAGGAGGGAAAUUGGCGGGCGUAGGAUUGCUCGCGGUUUUGACGGCACCUCUACCAUUCGGUCUAUUACUGUACCAUGUGUACCUCAUCUGGGUGGGCACCACGACCAACGAAAGCGGGAAGUGGGACGACUGGAAAGAAGACAUGGACGACGGAGUGGUGUUUCUGGGAGACCUACGCGGGGAUCGUCCGACAUAUACUUCCUACUAUCGGUUGUCGCAAGAUGGGAUGGGCGUCGUGAACGUUCCAGUACAAUGGCCUGCUGUGAGCAAGCAGAUCCUGGUAAGGACGAGGGAUGGAGAACCUCCGCGAGGGCUUGCAGAUCAUGUGAACGGGAUCAUAGUUCCGAAUAGUUGGAGGCGAUGCUGGAAGUUGAGAGAGGUGGAGAAUCUUUAUGAUUUAGGAUUCUCGGAUACCUUGACCGAAAUUCUACGUAAUUGAAUUUCAGCAUUCUUUUUGAGCCGCCUUCCUUGCCUAUAUGAGACAAGUUCUAGAGCUUUCGGAAAACCCAGCGGGCCAUGUUCCUUUCGGUGCGGAACAGAGUACCCGUCA